Molecule: messenger RNA, 3177 nt
Organism: Plutella xylostella (diamondback moth)
Lineage: Eukaryota; Metazoa; Arthropoda; Insecta; Lepidoptera; Plutellidae
Biological process (GO): negative regulation of fatty acid biosynthetic process
Cellular component (GO): cytoplasm; Cul4-RING E3 ubiquitin ligase complex
Molecular function (GO): protein binding
Source: RefSeq, a predicted model, not a curated record
UAAAAAUAAAUAAUUUACAGCUGAUCGCGAGCGAGACACUUGUGUUUUUCAUUUUGCAUCAAUAAAAAAUGGUGAUUUUAUGUUAAAAUGGCUAAUAUCGCGAACCCCUUGCCCUAUAUUACCCAGCGAGAGUACGGACUAUUGCCAAAUCUUAAAUCACAGCUGUUUAGUCAGCGUUUAAAUGCUGCGAAAAACCUUUAUCGACGCGAUUUAGUGUGCCAUUUUGGAUGUGUGAAUGCGAUUGAAUUUUCCAACAAUGGCGAGUUGCUCGCUUCAGGCGGAGAUGACAGGAGAGUCAUGCUGUGGCAGGUGGGCAAGGCCCUCAUGGACCGCGGGGCUCCUGAGGCCAUGAAGGCUCUGCACCAGGCCAACAUAUUCUGUCUCGGCAUCACUGAAGACAACCAGAAGAUAUUCUCUGGAGGCAAUGAUGAUAUUGUGAUAGUGCACGAUGUGGAAAGCAAGUGCCCACUGGAAGUACUCCAGCACCAGAGAGCCGUGUGUUCGCUGUCCAUAGACCCGUUCAACGAGCGAGUGGUCGCCACGGCCGGUAACGAUGGCAGGCUACUGCUGUUUGAUACACGCCAGUCUGUGCAUGAGUCGCUGGUGAUAUCGCGCAGCCGCAAGGCGUUCCACGGCGUGACGUUCCACCCGCAGCAGGCCGGCACGCUCGCGUCCGCCAACGCGCGCGACGGCAUCGCGCUCUGGGACCUGCGCUCGCCUAAACACCCAGUGAUCCGCUACAUGGGCCCCCGCGGCACGGCCCAGUCCGGCAUGAGCGUGCGGUUCAACGCGCGCGGGACGCUGCUGCUGGCGCUGCGCCGCCGCCUCGCGCCCGUGCUGUACGCCGCCGCCUCGCCCGCGCCGCGCGUCAUGUUCCACCACCAGGACUACUACAACUCGUGCACGAUGAAGAGCUGCUGCUUCGGCGGCGAGGGCGACCGCUACGUGCUGUCCGGCUCCGACGACUUCAAUUUGUACAUGUGGAAGGUUCCGGAGACUGCCGCCGACCCGGUCGAUGAGCCGGCUAUGCAAGAUCCCCACGUGGUGCUGUACGGGCACCGCUCCAUCGUGAACCAGGUGCGCUACAACCCGCAGUACUGCCUCGUCGCCUCCAGCGGCGUCGAGAAGAUCAUCAAGGUGUGGUCAGCAGUAGAGUACUGGUCGAUGCGAGGCUCGCUGCUGCGCGCCGCGGCCGGCGACCAGCCGCGCGAGAUGUACUCACACGAGGAGUACGUGUCGCUCGCGCACCACAGCGGACAGUACGUUUGGCAGAACAACGUGGAACAGUCGACGAGCGAAGACCCGCGUAUGAUGGCCUUCUUCGACUCGCUAGUCCAGCGAGAGUUGGAAUGCCUCGCCGAGGAAACCGACUCGCUGGACGGGUCAAGCUCCGGUGGUUCCAUCCGAAGCCGCGGCUCAGACUCCAGUGACAGUGAGAACCACAUUGUUGUGGACUUUCCGCCUUUACCGCCUAAACGAUCCAAUCAAAACAGCGCGCGUAGUCAACGCUGCCCCAACCGCGUUGCUCGGGUCUACACGUCGCGAUAUCCGAAAAACAUUCGUUCUAAGCGAGGUUUGCUACGUCGCAACAAGCAGUCCCGCGCCACCACCAUCAAGCCAUCCGGCAAGGCCCUAGCCAGCGCCAGCAGUAAGGGCAAGCGGGCCGCGCGCUCGCGACGCCCCCUAGCACGGGUGCCGCCCGCGGUGCUAGCACGGGUGUCGGCGCCGUCUAGCGAGAGGACUGACUCGGAUGAACCUGCGCACUGCUUGUAUAGGAAUUCUGGCAGGAUGAUUAGACCACUCAGGCGCCGAAUGAAUUUCUCCAGGGCUGUGAAAAGGAAAAUCAAAUCCACUAGUUACAGAAAAGGGACAAAUAGAACAAAUGGGUCACCCAUGUUACGAGAUAUAAGUGAAAGUAGUAUGAAUCAUCUUGAAAAUGUCGAGGACAACUUAGCUUUACCUAGCACAAGCACAGGUUACAGAGGCCAAAGUACAUCAGCACUAUUUAGGAUAGCCGAAGUGGACUCCGACGACGACCAAUCAGUAAGCAGCAGGCCGAUCUCGCCACGAAAUCAGAACGUGAACCAAGGAGUACCUAAUAACCUCAUCAGUAUUGUCCCGACGCCCGUCAACGGCUCCCGGGACUCUUUAGGGGACAUUCUGAGGAGCGACCCGCCAGAUACUGAAAGCAACUCGUCUCCACCAGACAAUAGGUUAAGGAUGAGGCGAUCGCGCCGCAACGGCAGACUCAGCCUACGCCGGUCAGACUCUAGCGAGUCUCCUCCACACAAAGACACAACCGAGCGAGAAACAACUCCAGUCAACGAGCGAUUAGCUCCUAAACAACACAACCGGACGGUGACGCGGUUGAUGAACGAAACAAAUGAGAGCGAGUUGGAGAGCAGUUGUAGUACGGAGAGCAGUCUGUGGCCGACGCCCGGGGCGGCCCGGACCCCGGACAGCGGCGUGGGCACUAUAGCCGGCAGCAGCUCCCGCCACAGCGCCCCUCCCCCGCCCGACGUGUCCGACGACCCCGACUACCAAGCGCACAAGUUCAGACAACGAGUCAAAAAGGUGCGACGCAACUAUAGGACGCACAUGGACUCGGAUUCCAACUGAAGUAAUUGUGUAGAUAGGUAUGUAAUUUUAACUGAACUGAUGUUUUAGAUGUUGUUCUGCUGUAAGUAGAUAUACUAUCUUCUUGUGACUGAUUUUUAUUUUGUGAUGCGAUGAAUUAGGGUAGUUGAGGGUUGGUGAGGUGUGUUAAUGUUUUUCUUCCACUCUAAACAGCAAUGGGGAUAUAAUUCUGUUUUGAACUCAAUGGUUUAUAGUGCAUAUAAUAAAUGUGACAGUGGUGUUAAAAUAGUAGUUAUUGUAGCUAAGCAAUGUUGCCCGUGUUCUUCUUAUAUGACUUUACAAAAUCUUGACCAAAUGUUUUCUAUUCUUCUAUACUGUCUCCUAAUAUAAUUUAGUACAUUGGUUAGUCUAUGCCCCCUAACCCAUUUGUUUAUUUCUCGUCAUCUCAGUUUUGAUAUUUGUAUAGUUUAUAAAGAUAAUGUGAUCACUAUUAUUAUUGGAUACUAUAACUUAAUUAGCUUGUAAGUGAAAUUUUGUCUUGGAGAGGGUAGUUUAAAGACACCCUUUACCUAUUGAAUAUAAAUGUCUCAAUGUAAACUA